GUCAUGUGACACAGCUCUAACGCUCCAUUGGAUAACACCGCUAGGAAUCUCGAUCUAUUCUAAACAUUCGUCGAUGUGGUACAUUCACAAAAUGUGUGAGAUGUUUUAAGGUGAAAGACGGGAAUGUAACCGGGUGGCACGCCUAUAUACCCGCAUGGACACAAUGUUAUUUCACUGGAUUUUGUCUGACAGGGGAGACUUGGCGAGUAAGAGCCUUGCUGAUGGACAACACUAAAUGGCGGACCACGUUGUAUGUGUAUGUAUAUAUUUCGUGUCUACCUGUGUUGUGCCGAUAGGUACAAAUUACAGUACGGGGCUCAGUGAAGUGUGUCCAGUUGACAGAUAGGAGAAAACAGCAUGGAUAACUGGGCUACUAACACCGGUACGGGGACCACGGUGGGGUCUGACGGGGCCUUCGAAAGGUUCCUCACGGCUGCUAUAGCUACAAUCAUAACCAUCAUGUUUUCAUGGAGACUUUUAGUCGAAAACGGCGAUGAAAAUGGGGAUGUUAAUACAGCAUAUCCAACUCGUCAACAAAUGCUUGCAUUGCAGUGCGCUUCGGGUGGUGCACCGCCUGGUGACCCGGAACAACAAGGUGAUAGAGAUGGUAACAGACAUCAGGGCUCCCGUGGAGAACCCAUACCUGUCAGUAAUCAGAGAUCACAUUUAACCCCGGGUCACGAUGUUAUGGAAUGUAAACAUGAAAAUCAGGUACAUUCUUCACAGUUAACGUCCAGUGUACCCGUACAGUGUAGACCCCCUAUGGACGGGGGUGGCAUUAGAACAGUUGACACCCGUGGGGAGGAGGUGAGUGAUCCCGAGGGGGAAGAACAACCUGCAUGGGGUUACAAUAAUUGGGAGGAGGAUACCUAUUGGAACUUAAACACGCGACGAAAACCAAAAGACUUCAUGACGUCACAGGUGAGGACUAAAUCUGAGUCCUCAGACCAAAGUUAUACUGCAGGGUCAGAUAGCAGUGACCCGGACGGAGGGGGCCCCGCCCCGACGUCUGAGGGGGAGGAUGAUCAGUAUGUGAACCGGGAGUACCGCAGUAUCGUGGAUAAUGACAAUUACACUAACAUGAUGGGGGAUAGAAGUAGUGACAGUGAAACAAGUGAGAGUGAGGAGGGCGAGUAUGAACCUCCUAUGAUAGAUUCUGAUGACGACGAUGAGGCUAAUUAUUCUAAUUCAUUAGAACCUAUUAUAGAGGAGGAUUCAGACGAUAUGUAUGCCAGUGAGGACGAAACAAUUGAUGAAAAUGAUGAUGAUGAUGAUGAUGAUGAUGAUGAUGAUGAAGGUAAGAGAAACAGUAAAGAAAAUUCCAAUGUUGACGUGAAUACAUUUGUCGAACGCACUACAUAUGAUAGGACAUUACAAAGUGACAUAUCACUCGAUGUUAAAGAUGGUGAUGACAAUGAAAACAUUAACGUCAGGCGAAGUAAUGAAGACGAUAAGGAUGAAAUUCGGAAAAGAACCUGUACGUCUGUAGAGGAAACGGAUGUUAACUCGCCUGUAUGUGUCAGAGAAGCGGAGUUGAAUCGUCGUGAUCCAUCAUCUCCCGCGGAUAUACCUGUCGUACCUGGAGCAGACGACACCAGCUCAAACCACGUGGAUUUGUUUACAUCUCGGCGUGAAGGCCCGGGGCCCGCUAUUGUUAAUGUGAUUGAAGGGGAGAGGUCACAGGCUGGUGACACCGAACAUUGUAUGAAUGAAAGCCACAUUCCAAAGCCUGACAUUAAUAAAUAUCGCGGGGCAGAUUUAGAUUUAAACCCACCAGUAGACAACAGUAGUGUUCCCGAAUCGCCUGUACGCACGUGUGCAGUCGAGGAUUUAUUUGAUGGGUACGUCUCGGACGAGUCUUGUAGUAGUGCCUCAGUUGUGACUGUGGUUAGUGUAGAUGUCGAGGACGAUGAGGACAAUGACAUUAAUCAAAACAGAUCGACAGGUUAUUCGCUAACUGGACCUACAGUCCACGGGGAGACAUGCGAUUAUCCAGAGCAGCAACAUUCGAUAGGUAGACUAAGUGACGAUGAGGACAAUGCAUCAGACUCCGAGGAAUGUUUUGACGAGAAAUGUGUGGAAAAAAGUGAUUCAGUGAUACAUAUACCCCAGUUAGUGGAGUCAGAAUGGACAGAAAUCGAGACAAAUAACAAUUGUGAGCCGUCGGUAGGAUUAAAGGACGGCGUUAUUGAUAUCGCCUUCAUAGAGCGGGACAAUGGACAAAAAACUACAGAAUUCACUUACGGCGAUUUUAUUACUGACAUUAAAGUAACAAGUGAUGAAACAUUAUCACCUUCGGGUGAGGCACGCGAAACACCAAACACACUAAUUGCAGACAUUGUAGACCCUAUAACACAAGCACCUGUUGCACGAACAAGGGAAGCCGUAGAUCGUGACAAUAGUGAUCGGGUGGAUACGGGCCGUGUUUGUGGUAACCUCUCCGACGAGGAAAUGUUUGCUCUAUCCCAACUGGCCAGCAUCCCUGAAGAGGGCGAGGACCAUGUUGGGAAGGAUGAAGAUAUCGAACAAAAUGCUUGUAAACAUGAGACUGAUGAGAAAACUAGCGACACCGUCGACACAGCCCUGAUAGAACCAGAUUGUGAGAGACAGGUAGAAAAUGUCAACACCAACAUCCCUGAGAGGUGUAGUGUCAGCGUUAUCAGCUACGAAAAUGUUGAUGAGGAGGACGACGAGUUUACUGCCUCAUCUGAGGAAAAUAAUGAAAGUGUGCCUCGUUUUCAAAAUAUUUCGACAACUAUACAGGAUUACGUAAACAGCUCUGACGAUGACGUAGAACCACGUGAGUACAAUCCUUAUGAAGACGAUUUUGCCGAAUUUGAAUUCCACCAAGAUUCAGACGAGGAUUCUUUCUUCCUUGUGAUGGGUGAUCAAAGUCACCUUCGGAAACUGGACACGGUGACUAACCUGGACGCGCUUGGUCUGAACGCAUCUACUGAUGGGUACAACGUACAGCCAGGCGAAGAUGGUAAGUCGGUAGUGUUCUCAAAAACUGAAGAGGUGUACACCGACCACCAUGUUAGGUACUUUACAGAGGACAGAGUUCCGGGUACACCGGAAGCACUCAUCAAUAGUACGAUACAUGAACAGGACGAAGAUGCUCCGAAUGAGCAUGUGACUGAUAUCAGCAAUAUUCCAAACGGAGUUGUUGAAACAGUUGUACCGUGUGUUUUGAAUGGUGUGAAUGGUGUUGAUGGCGAUAAACCUCAUGCUUCCGAGGAGGACUUAUCAGAUAGAGACCCGAUACCAGGUACAAUUGAUCGGUCGGCGUGCAAUAGCUCAGACAAUCUGAUAACAGACAAUGAUCAGGAAAACAAUUCCCGCUUCAACAAUGAUUCAAAAAAUGAUUUAUUGUUUGAGCAUGACCAACUCGAGCAGUUAAGGGAUAUGAGCACAAGUUUAGAGAAUACACGUGAUACGUCAGACAAUGAUCGCACGAGUGACUCGCAUUCUGAUCUCAGCUCAGCUGAUAUGACAGGAAGUGGUGAUAUACGCAUGCGUAGUCUCCAAGAGUAUGUGAUUGAACAGAGUUCUCGGGAAAGUUUAAACGAAGCCUUGCAUAUUGACGAGGAACAAGACUCCGGGAUACAGUGCAAUAGUUUUUCCCCAAAUCAAAGCGGAUUGUCUCCGGACAAUAGACAGGUGAAUGUUAUAACAAGUGUCAAUUCACAAGAUAUAGAAUCUCAGAACGCGAUUGGUAGUUGUGAAGAUGUUUCUAACGUGGAAUUGUUUAUCAAUGAGAGUGAUUUGAAUAUCGACCACACGGAAGGAGUCCAUCAUCAAAAGGAGACUGUUAUAGAUGAUAUUCCAUCAUCAUAUCGUCAAAAGGAGACUGUUAUCGACGAUAAUUUAUCAUCCAACCCUCAAAAGGAAACUAUUAUCGAUGAUAUUUCGUCAUCAUGUCGUCAAAAGGAGACUGUUAUCGGCGAUAUUUUAUCAUCAAAUCCUCAAAAGGAGACUCUUAUCGACGAUAUUUCAUCAUCAAACCGUCAAAAGGAGACUGUUAUCGACGAUAUUUCAUCAUCAAACCGUCAAAAGGAGACUGUUAUCGACGAUUUUUCAUCAUCAAACCGUAAAAAGGAGACUCUUAUCGACGAUAUUUCAUCAUCAAACCGUAAAAAGGAGACUCUUAUCGACGAUAUUUCAUCAUCAAACCGUCAAAAGGAGACUCUUAUCGACGAUAUUUCAUCAUCAAACCGUCAAAAGGAGACUCUUAUCGACGAUAUGUUGACUGAAAAGACCUCAGUUAAAACUCCGAGGGAAACUGUUAUCGACGAUUCUUUCAGCUCAAUGCAUAUCAAUGAAACUAGUUUUAACGCCCCACGCCCACAAGGCGAAAGUAACGUGGAUGAUUGCUUACCAGCUUACCAUCAGAUUGAGACUGUCAUCGAUGAUGUGUCGCCUGAACUACCUGUAGACGUUUCCAGUUCAGAGAAGUCUCAUAUUUCGUCUACGAACUACAAGCAAGAAACAAACAUCGACGAUAUAUUCUUUUCAAAACAAUCUGACAUUGACGAUGUUUCACCACCACAAACAGCAAAAGUACUGUCUUUAGUGAAUCCAACGGAGGCGGGUACGCUAGGGGCUAGCAUCGCUAAGGCGGCAAAUCGUGAGACGGCAAUUGAUGAUUCCGUGAGAUCAGACAUGAUGAAGUCAAGUACGAUGGAUGACCUUGAGAGUGCAAUAACCCCGUGUAUAGAACAGUAUACCAAGUCAGUGAAUUCUCCUACAAAACUUGAACCGGAAGUUGAACGUGUUUCGUCUUCAUCGGAAAACUUAGGAACAAAUUCAAAUACAUCAAACAAAUACCAAAACAAUACAGAUGUACCAAAGUUUGGAUGGGUUGUUCGGACGUCUGUUGUCAAUCCUUCUGGUUUAAAAGGUAUAAAAGCAAAAAUCAGUAAACAACAGGAACGAUCACGCAUGCUCGUACCUGAACAGUACAAGUCUGUGCUCACUGAACCUGUUGUGAUUAACGCUAGUCCGCCAGUCAUACGGGUCCCUGAGCAAAAGCCGUUACCUAUUAUUCGCCAAAAGAUCAUAUCCUCUCGACACCGCUUUCUCAGUGCUGAUAACCUGACGGACACUGUAAGCGCACAGUUUGACCACUACAAAUCGUCCGUGUCUAAAACACCGACUAGACAGCGUAUUUAUACACGUCGGGAGACAACGCCAGCUCAAAAAACGCGCCGCAUCCUUAGCUUCGAGCGUGUAGAUACCGUCGGCGGUUCAUAUUCACUUCGGCACAAUAGUGACGACUCGUUUGAGAAACCUCCGUUCGAUAAACUACACAAAGACUGUAUUUUCUCCGCUCAUAAACACAAAGAAAUUAUAGAUACCACUGAAUCAAUAGACAAAUUGCAUGAACCUCUGCUUAGCUAUGGGUCUGUCUCGUCAUUGGUGGAAACUGAUAUUGACUCUGGUGAAACUUAUGAAACAUUUUUCGUGCAUGAAACUGACGUUGAUAUGUUUGGGUUUCAGCAUAUACCUUUACAAAGAACGGCAAGCAUGAGUGACAUGAUGACUUCAAGAAAUCAGGAAGAACAAAAGGCGAGGAAAGGUCGGUUUGCCGACCGAAAUAUGCCCAAGUCCAAAAGUCUUAUGACAUUGGAAACAAACAUUGACGAGGAAGUUGAAGGAGAUGGAAGCCUUAAGCGCGUACCCUCCAUACACGAGCUUCGCGUGGCUAAGUCUCUACAGAAACUUAAUAUCCCGGAUUGGUACAAAAAAUCUAGCGUCUCACGUAGUGGAAGCACGUAUAGUCUCUUUUCCUCUGAACGACGGGACUCUACGUCCACGCUGGACUCAAUAGGGUAUGCAAUGUCCACGACGUCAUGCCCUUGUCCCUCUUUAAGUCCAACUUCCGGUGCUGUCGUGAUAAAAACCAGAGUUACACCGUCGAGUGCAAAUAGGUUUCUUCGCGCACCCAAGCUCCCUGUUACGCCAGAAAAAUCCCCAUUGCCCCCAAUGAACUUCCGUUUACCUAGUGACAAAUUAAGGAACAAAGAUAAAUCUAAAGAACUCAUGCCGAUACCGGUCGUGCCUUUCUCACAACUUAGACUCAUGUUUGAAACAGGUAAAAAGAAAUCCCCUGUUAAAAAAACUCCUAGUAAAAGGUCUGAAAAAGUUACCCCUCUUCCGUCACCUGAUGUACCAGAACACCCUUCUACGUCACCAGUGACGUCAUCGGCUGCCCCGCCGCCAAUACUCAAGGUGACACAACCGGACCAACCGCCAACAAAUGGUACCACAAAUGGUAGGGAUGAAGAGAGCAGAGUGAAAAAUGGUCGCGUGCGAAUUAGUGAACCUGAGGUUACAAAUGUCAAGCCGGUUCCACCAGAAAAGCCAGCAUCGUUAUCCAAAAAGGAACCAACUUCGCCGCCGAAAAAGGGAUUUUUCUCUCAUUUUAAGAAACAGAAAAGCUCUUCUACAAAGUCGGCGCCGGUGUCACCGACUGCGGAGCCUGAGAAACUCAAACCGUCCAUCAAACCGCCAGUCCCCGCAAAACCCGUCAAAAGCAGAAAAGAGGAGGUUAACAGUUCGUCUGUCGAGACUACAGUAUAACCGUGCACAGUCCUGUGUUGAAAUGGAAACUUCUAUGUUACCACUAAAACGGUGCUUUGUGUGAGCGUGAGCUGCGAUGUGACUACACGUGACAGUGGCUGCUUGCGAAUAAAAAAACGAAGCGAAGAUCAACGUCAGAGCGAAGCUUGUCAAGCGAGUUAUUCCUGACAAGCAAGCGUUCUCGCCACGACGAUUCACCUUGGCGGAGACAUGCAUACAGCACUCUUGUAUCUUACGAGAAGUACCAAUACAUAUCACAUGCGAACAAAAACGCCUUUGUGAUUUUGGAAUUACGUCAUCCUCACGCCGAUCUAAUCAAGGAUAUAUAUUUAUAAUGGAAUGAGGAAUACUCAAGUAAACCGGAGGAAUAUUGCAAUUUGUUGUGUAACAUUUCGGACACGUGUUGGUGUUAUAUAGUUACGUUAUUCGGAGUGGAUUAUAUUGGCCGUGUUUUCGUACAAAUGUGAAAUAUGGAGUCAGUACUUAAAUGACGAUUUGUUCAUUCUUGAGUCAAGAUCAGUUGCGGUGCUGUUUCAUUAUUCUGCGGCUUGCUAACUUGGAUGUGUCAACAGAGGGUAAGACUUCGUCACGGUCGUCUCUUUUGUAUACCGUGGAGCGCUUUCUUUUGUCUUAGUAGGCUUGAAUUUCCCGCUCUGCCAUAGUUGACAUCCUUACGUCACAUCCGGGCCGUCUUGUUCUCCUCGUAGUUAGAUGUGGACACGCUGAUAUUGUGAGAUGAAUGAGACACGUUACGCAUGAUUUUACUAUUUAAGAAGAAAGAUAUUUGAUAAUAUUUAUAUUUAAUAUGGACCCUACGAUAAAUUAUACAAAAUUUUUAGUCUGAUAAAAGAUCAUUAUUGUAC
This is a messenger RNA of Pecten maximus, 7445 nucleotides long. RefSeq lists its product as uncharacterized. Bases 358 to 6582 code for a protein of 2074 amino acids. The transcript has 3 exons. Lineage: Eukaryota; Metazoa; Mollusca; Bivalvia; Pectinida; Pectinidae. The record is from RefSeq and is a predicted model, not a curated record.